Messenger RNA from Phialemonium atrogriseum, 1562 nucleotides. RefSeq lists its product as uncharacterized. The transcript has 2 exons. The record is from RefSeq and is a predicted model, not a curated record. Gene Ontology annotation, biological process: peptidyl-histidine methylation, to form tele-methylhistidine. The coding region runs from base 239 to 1366 and encodes 375 amino acids. NCBI's taxonomy places the organism in Eukaryota, Fungi, Ascomycota, Sordariomycetes, Cephalothecales, Cephalothecaceae. Gene Ontology annotation, molecular function: protein-L-histidine N-tele-methyltransferase activity.
UCUACUCCAUGUAUUCUGUACCAUACCAUACAUAGCAUUUUCGCAUACAGAAUCGGCAUCGUACGCAGGUAGUCGGCACUUUCGCCCAACUCGCCCCGCGGACCCGUAGCGCCGGGAAGACGGCGCCGCACCGCACCCGUGGUGUAACUCAAGCCUCCAAAAUUUCAAGCAAGCCACUUUCCGCACAACGACCAGCCCUGAGCCGAGGUAGAUAAGGCCAACCCAUCAUCACCCAAUUAUGGCGACGCACUUUUCCUUCUCCUUCUCCGGGGAUGAUAUUGAAGAAGACAAGCACAAAGCCCCUGCCCAGGGUUAUGUCGUGGCAAAUCCUGAGCCCUCUUCGACGGCUGGGCCGGCCAGUGCUUUCCCCGUCCAGGGCAAACCUCUUCUCCCGCCUGUCCAUCAUGACCUUGACCAGAUGCUGUCGAGGCUACCGUCCAAGAUCGCAUAUGGGAUGAUGGACGUGGACCUCGAUGGCAAGGGAACCAUUCGGUUACCGCGCCGAGAGCUUUGGGAUGUACGAGUUCAGCUCAUGGCCGAAGAGGGUGGCGAAGGUGGCGAAGGCGGCGACUCUGAGCACGAGCCCGGCCUGGGCCAGCACGAUGUCAAGACGGGCAUCUAUGAGGGCGGCUUCAAGAGCUGGGAGAGCAGCGUCGACCUGGUUAAGACCCUGGCUUCCGAGGGCUUCUCGGAUUUCCCAGGCCUCGGCCCAUGUCGCCUGAUCGAGUUGGGCUGCGGCACGGCCUUGCCAUCUCUUGCUUUGCUCCAGUGGGCCUCUGCCACAAGAGUGUCGGGGGAGAAAACCCCCUUGAUGCUAACCCUCGCGGACUACAAUCCCUCUGUCCUUUAUCUUGUGACGUUGCCUAACUUGCUCCUGGCAUGGGCUCUCCAGAGUCGGGCAGGAACCCCCCUGCUGGAGGAGGCGCUCUCCUCCGAUGGCGAGCUCGAGCUGACCGGCGAAGUGGUUGAAGCCUUCAAGAUCUUUCUUGUGUCCAAUCAGAUCUCACUCUCAUUCCUCUCGGGAGGCUGGUCCGCCGAGUUCGUCGAACUACUCUACGAGCCAGAGCACACCCCCAGUCUUCCAGAAGACCUGCAGACUUUGGUAAUAGGAGCAGAGACAAUCUAUUCGCCAUUCGCACUUGCGAGCUUCAGCGACACGCUUCUCUCGCUCCUCAGGAGAGAGCGUCAGGACAGACCCAACGGGCAGGCAAUUGCCAUAGUAGCAGCAAAGAGGCUCUACUUUGGGGUCGGCGGGUCCCUGGAUGAUUUUGUGGACAAGAUGCGGGGCCUGGGCGCCACCGUUGCUACCCUGAGAGAGGAAACAGAAGGAGUCCGACGUGGUGUCGUUCGAUGCGUCCUGUCAUGAACGUGUCAUGAACAACAGCCCCCACACCCUACCACAGCACACCGGCAUCGUCUGUUUGGAAGAUCCCCGGUCCACCCGUCUCAGGAAUGCCGCCUCUUCGCCGCCUUCCAGUCGGGUCUUCUGAUCUAGGCUGUUGUGGGGCCGGGACGAAUGAUGGAAUGUGUUUCAGAGUGUUCUACACGAGCAUGACGCCAAU